GCAGCAGCCUGUCCUGGUGAAGGACAGUCACUCUCUCAACCUACAGACCAAGUGAGCCCUGGGCCCUCAUCCCGAACCCCGCUGCCAACAGGGACCUAGCGCUGCUCCCCGAGACAAUGACCAUGUUUGAAAAUGUCACCCGGGCACUGGCCAGACAACUAAACCCUCGAGGGGACCUGACGCCCCUUGACAGCCUCAUCGACUUCAAGCGCUUCCACCCCUUCUGCCUGGUGCUGAGGAAAAGGAAGAGCACGCUCUUCUGGGGUGCCCGGUAUGUGCGCACUGACUACACCCUCCUGGAUGUGCUCGAACCCGGCAGCACGCCUUCAGAUCCAACAGACUCUGGGAACUUCAGCUUUAAGAAUAUGCUGGAUGCCCGAGUGGAGGGAGAGGUGGAUGUGCCAAAAACAGUCAAGGUGACGGGGACGGCAGGGCUGUCCCGGAGCAGCACCCUGGAGGUGCAGACCCUCAGCGUGGCUCCCAAGGCUCUGGAGGCCUUGCACCAGGAGAGGAAACUGGCAGCAGAGCACCCAUUCCUGAAGGAGAUGCAGACUCGAGGAGAGAACCUGUACGUGGUGAUGGAGGUGGUGGAGACGGUACAGGAGGUCACUCUGGAGAGAGCCGGCAAAGCAGCGGGUUGUUUCUCCCUCCCAUUCUUCGCCCCAUUAGGGCUACAGGGAUCCAUAAACCACAAGGAGGCUGUAACCAUCCCCAAGGGCUGCAUCCUGGCCUUUCGAGUAAGACAGCUGAUGGUCAAAGGCAAAAAUGAAUGGGAUAUUCCACAUAUCUACAAUGACGACAUGCAAACCUUCCCUCCUGUAGUUUUCCUGGUGUCUGAUGUUGGGGAGGCCCCCACGGACUUCAUGACAUUACAAGAAGAGGUUCAAAGAGAGACCCUAGAAGUGGAGAAGCUGAGCCGAGUAGGGCAAAGCUCCCUGCUCACCUGCCUCAGCAAACUCCUAGGGAAGAAAAAGGAGCUACAAGACGUGGAGCUCAGUCUCGAGGGGGCUUUGGACAAAGGACAUGAAGUGACCCUGGAGGCACUCCCGAAAGAUGUCCUACGAUCAAAGGAGGCUAUGGGUGCGGUCCUCUAUUUCCUUGGGGCUCUAACAGAGCUAAGUGAAGCCCAACAGAAGCUGCUGGUAAAAUCCACGGAGAAAAAGAUCCUACCGGUAGAGCUAAAGCUGGUGGAGAGUAUAAUGGAACAGAAUUUCCUACAUGAUAAAGAGGGUGUUUUCCCCCUGCAACCUGACCUGCUCGCCUCCCUUGGAGAAGAGGACCUGACUCUCACAGAGGCCCUAGUGGGGCUGAGUGGCCUGGAAGUGCAGAGAUCAGGCCCCCAGUACCUGUGGGACCCAGAUACCCUCCCUCACCUCUGUGCCCUCUAUGCCAGCCUCUCCUUCCUGCAGCUGCUGACCAAGGCCUCCUAACUAGCCUUUCCAUCUGUUUCCCGCUUCCCUAAUGCCUUCCCAACAUCACUGUGCUGUGUCCUUAACACCCAAGGCAUUUCAGAGCCACCAGGCUGAGGAUGAUGGAAACCCUAGAUGAUGACUCAAGACUCAAGAUGACCAAUUUCCACCAGUUCACCUCUAUAACUCCCCCUGCCUCUCUGGCUCUGCAACCUGCUAAGUCCAUCUGCUGAUGCUUAACUCCUCUAAAAGUAGAAACACUCGAACCUUUAAAACUAUGAACCAUUUCAACAAAACCACAAUUAAUGACUUAAUUUCUUAUCCCAAUCCCUCCUACUUGCUCUUCUAAAAAUCAAACAUUACUGUAAUUAGCGGAAAUAUGAUUUCACUUUGCAUGAAACAUCUUUUGGUGUUUUUCUUUAAAGAAUUUAUCAUAAAGGAAAUCCUUAACGUGUGCCAGGAAGAAAAGCUAUUAUUAUCCUACAUGUAGGUCAUAUGUACAGGAAUUCUAUUAUACUGUCAUCAGGCCAGCUUGAAAAUGCUUGGAGAGGAACUACAAGGGUGUAGAUGUGGAAUGUAGAUUCCAAAAUGAGAAGAUCAUCAAAGCAGCUUGUCUUCAAAGCAGAGUCUUUGGGGUCCUCUGGACUAGGGUUGAGGGACUGGAGACAUAGAGAUAUAUGGUACAAGCCCAAAACAAGAGUAAGACAACUUUCAAGUUUAUCGAAUAGAAAAUGCAAAUAGAUCUUUUUUUUAAAAAACGAUACACAAGAGUAAGACCCAAAACUUCUAAAAAAGAAAUUGUGAUAUUAUCUUAUUUCACCUUCCCCUCUUCUGACCUCAAUUCAGAAUGGUUGUAGGAGGAAGUGAUGUGGGUAGGCUUGGCAUAUGGACCUGCAGAUAUGGAUGCUGCAAUCCCAUAAAACUGCUGGGUUCAUACCACUACAGCUGGAUUUUAAUCUUUCAUCGAUCUCCUUUAAAAUAGUUCUAUGGGUGGAAUAAUUUGUCCAAGUUUUUCGGCUCCAGGAGACAGACUUUCUCCCUUCUGAGUCACCCCCUGUCCUGGCUAGUUCCCUCACUCACCAAGAAUUCAGGACAAACUGCCAAAAGCUUUACGUUGAGCCAUCCUCCCCCAUUCUGGGGUAUUUUCCAAGGUCUCGCUAUAUUGCUCAAAGACACACUGAGUAAUUAGCUGCUGACUUGAUUGUUAUUCUCUUGUGAUGUAAACUUAAUAAAGAGGUGAGCUAACACCCUAACUAUCCAGAAGGGUAACUUGA
Molecule: messenger RNA, 2683 nt
Organism: Manis javanica (Malayan pangolin)
Lineage: Eukaryota; Metazoa; Chordata; Mammalia; Pholidota; Manidae
Gene: GSDMA
Product: gasdermin A
Biological process (GO): defense response to bacterium; pyroptotic inflammatory response
Molecular function (GO): phosphatidylinositol-4-phosphate binding; phosphatidylserine binding; phosphatidylinositol-4,5-bisphosphate binding
Source: RefSeq, a predicted model, not a curated record